AGGACCUGUCAAGUUGAGGAUGGACCUCUUACUUUGAGAUCAUUGACUCACUUUUUAUUGAUUUGAAUUAUUAUUAUUACUUUGUGGGCGACACCUGACAAGUAUUUUGGGGACGAAUUUCUCGGUCGGGAUGUUGCAGCGGAGCAGUAGGACGCGCGUUGGACCGCUUUGGGUUCUCCUCCUCCGUUUCCUGCUCACCCAAGUCGUCCUGGCGGCUGCGCUCACCCAGACCGACAAGUGCGGCGGAGCAAUCGACAUCCACUCCCCGGGCUACCUGACCUCCCCGGGCUACCCUGGCGCCUACCCACCCUCGCAGCAGUGCGCCUGGGUGAUCACGGCACCCGAGCCGGGCCAGAAGAUUCUUAUCAACUUCAACCCGCAUUUCGACCUGGAGGACCGAGACUGCAAGUACGACUACGUGGAGGUUUACAACGGUGAGGAUGAACAAGCGCCCAUGUUGGGCAAGUUCUGUGGCAAGAUUGCACCCUCGCCCAUCAUCUCCAGCGGCGAGCAGCUCCUCAUCAAGUUCGUCUCUGACUAUGAGACGCACGGAGCCGGAUUCUCCGUACGCUACGAGGUCUUCAAAACAGGUCAGGAAUGUUCCAAGAACUUCACGGCUCCCUCGGGGGUCAUCAAGACGCCGGGUUACCCCGACAAGUACCCCAACAACCUGGAGUGCACCUUCAUGAUCUUCGCCCCCAAGAUGUCCGAGAUCUUGGUGGAGUUCGACAGUUUCGACAUGGAACCCGACACCACACCGCCACCGGGGGCGCUGUGCCGCUAUGACUGGUUGGAGAUCUGGGACGGAUAUCCUGCGGUGGGUCCCCACAUCGGGCGCUACUGCGGCCAGACGUCUCCGGGCCGCGUCAUCUCCUACACGGGCAUCCUGUCCAUGACCAUCACAACCGACACGGCCAUCACCAAGGAGGGAUUCUCCGCCAACUACACCAUCAGAGACACUGGCCUCCCCCAAGGAAACACGCAACAAGAAUUCUCGUGUUCGGAGCCUCUCGGCAUGGAGUCGGGUGAGAUUUCCUCCGAGCAAAUCAGCGCCUCCUCGCAGUACAACAAUAACUGGUCGCCGGAACGCUCUCGCCUCAACUAUCGGCAGAACGGAUGGACGCCAUCCGAUGACACCGUACGCGAGUGGAUCCAGGUGGAUUUGGGCUUCCUGAGGUUCAUCACGGCCAUCAGCACACAAGGAGCCAUCUCGAAAGAGACCAAGAAGCACUACUUUGUCCGCUCCUACAAGGUCGAUCUGAGCUCCAACGGCGAGGACUGGGUGACAGUGAAGGACGGCUCUAAACAGAAGAUCUUCCAAGGGAACCACAACCCGACAGACGAGGCUCGCUCCUUACUGCCCAAGCCGACUUUGGCCCGCUACAUUCGCAUCCGGCCCAUGUCCUGGGAACAAGGCAUCUGCAUGCGCUUCGAGCUCUACGGCUGUCGAACCUCAGACCACCCAUGUUCAGGAAUGUUGGGCAUGGUGUCCGGUCAGAUCUCGGACGGUCAGAUCAGCGCCUCGUCCUAUGCCAACCGAGGCUGGGUGGCCGAGAACGCCCGUUUGUUGACGGGCAGGUCGGGAUGGACCGGCCAACAGACCAAGCAGCCCUUCAGGAAUGAAUGGCUCCAGGUGGACCUGGGCCAGGACAAGAUGGUCACCGGCGUGGUGAUUCAGGGUGGCAAACACUAUGACAAGAAUGUCUUCAUGAAGAAGUUCAAGGUGGGACACAGUCUGGAUGGAGAAGACUGGACCCUGGUCAACGAGGAAAACACCACCAAGCCUAAGAUCUUCUCUGGCAAUCAGAAUCACGACACACCUGAGCUGAGGUCGGUGGGUCCUCUGCAAACCCGUUUCAUCCGAAUCUACCCGGAGAGGGCCACCAUGGAGGGGGUGGGCCUACGACUGGAGCUGCUAGGCUGUGAACUGGAUGAAAUCACGACCACGGCCUUGCCCACCACACCGGUCACCGCCACACUUCCCUCCACCACAUUUGGAGCGACCAUAGUGUCGGCCCAAACGGUGCCCGUCACCACGCCGUCUGCCAACACCGACACAGACCAUCCCGAUGUCUAUGACUCUGCAACAGCAGGAGGCGUCACGCCCGCUGACCCCGUGGUGGACUUCAUACCAGACUACUUGUGGUUUGCCUGUAACUUCGACUUCGCCUCCUUCUGCGGCUGGACCACGGAAGUGGGCUCGGGUGCCGAGUGGCUGAUCCAGACAGGCGCUGGAGCUCCGGCCGCACGCAGAGCGCCGACGCUGGACCACACGGGCCGCACGGGUAACUUCAUCCUGAUGCAUCUGACCGCCUCUCCGUUAAGAAAUGCCGAAAAGGACGAAGAGGACACGGAGAGAGUGGCCCGGCUGUCCAGUCUGCCCGUGACGGCGCCUCAUGCCGACCUGUGCGUGUCCUUCUGGUACCACAUGUUGGGCCAGCACCCCGGUGUGCUCCACAUCAGACAGCAAGAGGAAGAGGAACAGGGGCUGGGGAACAUCCUGUGGACAGUUAGCGGCCACCAGGGGGCGCGAUGGAGGGAGGGACGAGUUUUACUACCCAGAUCCAGUCGACCUUAUCGAGUGGUGGUGGAGGGCGUGGCGGACAGACUCAGCACAGGCCACAUGGCCGUGGACGACAUCCGCAUUUUAGAUGCACUCAACGCCGACCACUGCAAAGAUCCAGAGGUUCCUCCAUCUCCACCCACGCAGAUCAUCAUCCUACCGAUAGACUCGCUCUCAGAGGGGAUUGGUGAAGUGGGAGGCGUGGGCGCGGCAGACAACAUGCUGAAGACGUUGGACCCCAUCCUGAUCACCAUCAUCGCCAUGUCGGCGCUGGGCGUUUUUGUGGGCGCCGUGUGCAGCGUGGUGCUGUACUGCGCCUGCUCGCACGCCCCGAUGGCCGACAGGAACCUGUCGGCCUUAGAGAAUUAUAACUUUGAGCUGGUGGACGGUGUCAAGCUGAAGAAGGACAAAAUCAACCCACACACUAACUACUCGGAGGCGUGAAGGGUGAGGCCCGGCGGCCGGUAGGUGGGGGCGAGGGAAGGGGGCCGCCGUUGGACUUCAGGGUGGGCUUUUCUUUCUCAGGAGCGGCAGCGCAACAGACUGACCUGAAGGGGGCACUGUGUACAAAUUAAAUGUACAGCAAAGAAAAAAAAAGAUGAUCUAUUUGUUUGUGGGUGGGUGGGUGGGGGGGGGGUGUUGUUUUUUUGGGGUGUUUUUUGAAAUGUUGAUUUUUUUUUUCUCAUGCUGGUGAUGAGACCAAGUCACAAGUAAGCUUGUGCGUGUGUGUUCUAACAGUGCCUUUUUUCCCCUCCACUUUUGUAAAGUUUGCCCCCCCCCCACCCCUCCCUUCUUCAACCACCACGAGUGUAUCAUCCAGGGUUCCUAAACACACACACACACACACGAGAAUGUCUCAGCAUUCGGUUGAAACCUGAAAACCAUGUUUCAGCAUUCGGUCAAAAUGUGAAGACAGUGUCUCAACUUUCACUUGAAACUUGAAGACAAACGUCCCAGCCCACAGGCCAAACGUGAAGACAAUGCGUCGGCAUUCCGUCAAAAAUGUGAAGACUGCGUCUCACCGUUAAAUUGAAACGUAAACACGAUAUCUACGCUUUCAGUUGAAACUUGAAGAUAGUGUCUCAGCCCAAACAUAGAGACGAUGUCUCAACAUUCAGGCAAAAUGUGAAGACGGUGUCUCAGGAGUAACCUAAACCUGAAGACUGCAUCUCCGCAUUCGGUCAAAAAGAGGAUGGCCAUGUCUCAGCAUUUGGCUGAAGGUUAAGGACAAUGCAUAAGUGUUCAGGUGAAGACAAUCUCUUGGCAUGACGUUGAGGAAAAUGUCUCGGCAUUCAGUCAAAACGUGAAGACAAUAUUUUUGUAUGGAGUUGAACCCUGAAGAGAAUGUCUCAGCACUCAAUUGAAGACAAAAUUCUCCGUGUUCAGCAACUCGCUAUUCAUUUAAAACCUGGAGGCAGUGUCAUAGUAUUCAGUUACAACGCGGCGGUAACAUUUCAGCAUGCGGUCGAAGCAUCAAUGUCUCUCCGCAUGCAGUCAAAACGUGACGACAAUGUCACAUUUGGUUCAAAUGUGAAGACAGGCUCUCGGCGUUCAACCAAAGUGUGAAGACAAUGCCUCAGUAUUUGUUUGAAACGGAAAGAGCAUCUCAGCAUUCGGUUGAAACUUAACCUACAGCGUCUCGGCAUUGAAUCAAAACGUGAGCGCGAUGUCUCAGUAUGGAAAGGCAGGUUUGGAAAAAGGCUGGGAAAUAAUGUGAAGGUUUUCUGGCUUGUGGUCUUUAGUGGUCAAAGUCCCAUUUUGUGUCGUGUGUGUGUGUGUGUGUGUGUGUGUGUGUGUGUGUGUGUGUGUGUGUGUGUGUGCGUGUGUGUGUGUGUUGUUCGAUCAUAUUGUAUAUAGUUUUAAUAUAUUUCUAUGAAAAUUGUUUUUUUCAACACGGGACAGUGCAGCAGUAUCCUUUCUUGAUCUCCUCUGUCCUUUCUUGAUCUGCGCCACACAUACAGUACACACCGUGACUGUGUCUCUCUUUAAUGUCGUGUGUGCGUGCGCUUGCGCGUGAACGUUUGCGGAGUAUGCCGCUCGCUUUCAUACAGGGUAACACUGGACACCCCUCCCCGACAAGGAGGAGCCAAGACCUCAAGUGUUUCCUUCGUCUCUUUUAAAAUACAGGCUGGUCGUGACGACCGCUCUUCUCGUUGUAUGGGUGACGCUACAAAAUGGCUGCAGCAUCCUCACGCACACACACACACACACACACACACACACACACACACACACACACACACACACACACACACACACACACACACACACUUAAUAGGGCUCACUCUUUAAUUGUCAGUCCCAGAGUAACCUCCAAAGUGGAACUCAACCCGUUCUGUGCUUGACUUGAUCGGGUUUCAAAACAAAUGCUUCUGUGUGAAAUUGUGUGACCCAGGGUCAAACUGUUACUACCCUCACCCCCGCCCCCCCCCC
Molecule: messenger RNA, 4996 nt
Organism: Hippocampus comes (tiger tail seahorse)
Lineage: Eukaryota; Metazoa; Chordata; Actinopteri; Syngnathiformes; Syngnathidae
Product: neuropilin-1a-like
Exons: 18
Coding region: 131-3007 (958 amino acids)
Biological process (GO): vasculogenesis; regulation of vascular endothelial growth factor receptor signaling pathway; vascular endothelial growth factor signaling pathway
Cellular component (GO): plasma membrane; axon; focal adhesion
Molecular function (GO): vascular endothelial growth factor receptor activity; vascular endothelial growth factor binding; semaphorin receptor activity
Source: RefSeq, a predicted model, not a curated record